Funneliformis geosporum is the source of this 1155-nucleotide messenger RNA. The record is from the annotation of a GenBank genome assembly. NCBI's taxonomy places the organism in Eukaryota, Fungi, Glomeromycota, Glomeromycetes, Glomerales, Glomeraceae.
AUGGUAAUAGUUUUAGAAAGAAUAUGUUUCUCACCAAUACGUCUUAGUAGAAAACUUCGUGAAAGUGUAUAUAAUAAAUUAACAAAAUUUGCAGAAAUACAUCGAAAGACAACGCAAGUGGUAGAAGAGGGCCUAGAAAAUAAUUUUAAACCUAAAUCUAAUCAAUUUUCUCAACAAAAAUAUAUGGAACAAAAUGAAAACAGAGUUAGAAAAAGAAAUUAUAAUAUUGAUUUUUUGUUAAUUCAUUUGCGUGAUACAUUACAUAGUUUACGUGAUGAUGAAAUUUGGUUCCAAGAAUUAAUACGAAGAGUAAAAGACAUACUUAAAGCUGCUAUAGGUGUAGCUCCAGGAAUUCUCUCAAAGGUUUCAUCCGGAGUUCCUUGUCCUAAUAAUAUUUCGAUAUUAUCAAUGGUUACUCAAUUACGACAAAGCUUAUGUUUCAAGUAUCCAAUAGCACGUUAUUAUUUUGAUUGGAGAACCUUGUUGAUAAUUCAACAUAAUAUUGAUAAGAUAAUUAGUAAAAAAUUUGGAGAAAAGAUCAUAAUGGAAUACCUUUGGAGUUAUUUAGAAGUAGAACAGAAUGGUAAUCUAAUUAUUUUAGACUCUCAAAUAAAAUCUGAUGAAAUAUCAAAUAAAACCUUUAAGGCGUCAAGAAAUACUGGAACUUUCUUAAAUGAUCUUUCUGGAAAUGAACCUCUUGCUUUACCACAUACUUUAUGGUUCGGAAUAUUGGAUCUUGCGCAUGAUCUUGUAAAAAAAUAUAAUCAGACGGUUACGCAUGGGCUUUGCUAUUAUUUAGCAAUUAAAUCAUUUCAAGAGGCGCCUAGUAGUUUCAUUCAAUUUAAAGCAAUCGAGAUUUUGAUACACUUAUACAAUAUUAAUAAGGAUAUAUUUUCAAUUAUAGAAGGUGAUUUUGAUCAAUAUUCUCAAAAUAUAAGUGACAAUGUUUUAAUUGAUUCUUUAAAAAGGUUUCAAAGUUUAUUAAAUUUUGCUAAUGAGAAAUUCACUGAAGAUUUUAAAAUAAUAAAUUAUGAUAUUGGGAAGUUUAAUAGUUCAGAUAAAAAUGUAAAGAAAGAGCAAAUUUCUGAUUCUUGUGAAUACGAACCAACUAAUCAAAUAUGUUUUAAAAUGUCAACAUAUAUUAUCAUUGGAUAA